Molecule: messenger RNA, 1719 nt
Organism: Salvia hispanica
Lineage: Eukaryota; Viridiplantae; Streptophyta; Magnoliopsida; Lamiales; Lamiaceae
Source: RefSeq, a predicted model, not a curated record
CUAACCCCACCAGCCAAGAACACAGCAAUACACACAAAACCAAACACAGAGAGAAAGAGGGUAUUCAUGGAAGUAUUAUACAGCAUAGUUGUGCUAUUCAGUGCUGUUUUCAUCUCAUAUAACGCGUGGAAAUUCUUGAAGCGGGCUUGGUUUGAGCCGAGAAAGGUCGAACAACGCCUGAGGCAGCAAGGUUUCAGUGGAAACAGCUACAGAUUUAUGGUUGGCGACUCCAAAGAAAUGGCUGCCAUGACUAAAGAAGCUCUCUCCAAGCCUAUCCCUUUCUCCAACGAUAUCGCGCCUCGGGUCAUCCCCUUCAUCCAUCACUCCCUUGUCAAAUACGGGGAAAAUUGCUUCAUGUGGUUUGGCUCAAAUCCUGCAAUAGUCAUCUCCGAUCACCAAAUGAUAAAAGAGAUUAUGUCGAAGAAUUAUGUUUUCCUGAAGACUUCUAGUCCGCUAGAGAAGCUUCUAACACGAGGCCUUGCAACGUACGAAGCAGACAAAUGGGCUAAGCACAGAAGGCUGCUAAAUCCUGCUUUUCAUCUUGAAAAACUGAAGCUGAUGCUUCCCUCGAUGUACUUGAGCUGCGGUGACAUGUUGAGCAAAUUGGACAAGAUGGUACCGAGUGAUGGAGGAUGCGAAGUGGAUGUGUGGACUCAUCUUCAAGCUCUAACGAGUGAUGUGAUCUCGCGCACUGCGUUUGGGAGCAGCUACGAAGAAGGGAGGAAGAUAUUUGAGCUUCAGAAAGAGCAGGGCACGCUCUUGCUGAAGGCGGCUCAAAUGCUUUACUUCCCUGGUUGGAGAUUUUUGCCAACAAAAACUAACAGAAGGAUGGCACAAAUUGCCAAGGAAGUUGACUCAUUAAUUCUAGGCAUCAUCAAUAAAAGAAAGCAAUUGGCAGAAGCAGGGGAAAUAACAGAGUCCACUGACUUGCUAGGACUAAUGUUGGAGUCCAAUUUCAAUGAAAAUGGUGAAAAGAUAGAAAUGAGCUUGAGAGACUUGAUUGAUGAAUGCAAACUCUUCUACAUAGCCGGGCAGGAGUCAACAGCGUCCCUGCUCACGUGGACCAUGAUCCUGCUGAGCAAGCACCCGGACUGGCAGGCCCGUGCCAGAGACGAGGUCAUGCAAGUUCUUGGCACCAACGAGCCGGAUUUCCAUGAGCUGAACCGGCUGCAGAUUGUGACAAUGAUCUUUCACGAGGUUCUGAGAUUGUACCCGGGGGCAGUUUUGCUGAGUCGAACCAUCCGUGAUGAGACGAGGCUAGGGGAUUUAGCCCUGCCCGCGGGCGUGAGCAUCUUCCUAGCUACGCUUCCGCUGCAGCAUGACUGCGAGAUAUGGGGCGAGGACGCGAAUGAGUUUAAUCCGGAGAGGUUUGGCGAAGGCGUCUCCAAGGCGACGAAAGGGAGGCUCGUCUACUUUCCGUUUGGUGGAGGCCCGAGGAUAUGCAUUGGGCAGAACUUUGCUUUGCUAGAAGCUAAAAUGGCGCUGGCCCUCAUCUUGAAACGGUAUUGGUUCGAGCUUUCUCCAUCGUAUGCACACGCCCCGAAUAUGGUACUGUCGCUUCAUCCUCAGCAUGGUGCACCGUUGAUCCUGCACCGGAUCCUUUAGGCCUUGUUGCGUUAUAAUGAUUAUACAUAUAUAUCUUUCUACGUUGUGAAAGAGUGUUUUCUGCUAUGAAAUUUGUCGAUAUCGACUGUGUCUAUUGAAAGAGUGUUUUAUAUA